Messenger RNA from Scomber japonicus (chub mackerel), 4686 nucleotides. RefSeq names its product methyl-CpG-binding domain protein 5-like. Lineage: Eukaryota; Metazoa; Chordata; Actinopteri; Scombriformes; Scombridae. The coding region runs from base 78 to 4433 and encodes 1451 amino acids. Gene Ontology annotation, molecular function: DNA binding; chromatin binding. The transcript has 9 exons. Gene Ontology annotation, cellular component: chromocenter; nucleus. The record is from RefSeq and is a predicted model, not a curated record.
UCGCGGAGACGCUGCUGGUCGUUGAUGUCUGAUAAAUAUACCUCUGAGGUGUCGAGCGUAAAACCAGUGGUGGAGCAAUGAAUGGCGGAAAGGACUGUGAGGCGGGAGAUGAGAGGCAGGCCGUCCCUGUCCAGGUCCCCAUUGGCUGGCAGCGCAAGGCGGAGCAAGGAGGAGGGGUCAUAUACAUAAGUCCCAGUGGCUCGGUGCUGUCCAGCUUGGAGCAGGUGAAGACCUACCUGCUGACAGAUGGAACCUGCAAAUGCGGCCUGGAGUGCCCACUCAUCCUCCACAAGGUGUUCAACUUCGACCCCGGGGCGGCUGUCAAGCAGAGGACAGCGGAGGAUGUGAAAGCAGACGAAGAUGUCACCAAGCUCUGCAUUCACAAGAGGAAGCUUCUGGCCGUGGCCACGUUGCACCGGAGCAUGGAGACGCACCCGCCGCUCACGCUGACCAGUCCAGGGGGAGGUACGUCGUCUGUGGUCGCAGCGCAUUCCACAACUCAACGGGCAAUAAGGACUAAACCCCACGACGGUCUGCCCAACGCUGUCGGCCCGGACUGCAAGAAUCCUUUCAAGAUGAUGAUGGCAGCUGGACACCAGCAGCAGCAGCAGCGGCUGUAUCCGCCCCAGGAGAUGGGUGGAGCCCAGCAGCCAGAGCUCUACUCUGGGUACACCAGGCCUCAGAGGCUGGCCAGUGGGGAGCCAGGCCCCAAAUCCCCUUACCGGGCGGGGUACGGUAGCAUGCUGAGCCCACCUCCAUCCAGUGCUAAGCUGUACGGAGAUGGCUCGCAGUCACCCAGCACGGACACUCUGGGCAGCCCCGAGGGCUUUCAAAGGACCAAUCCUUGUGGGUUUCCAGGAGCCGGCAGUCCCGGCUCAGCCUCCAUCCACGGGAACUCGAGGACGCCUCUUUCCCCACCCAGCGUGAUGCUCCACGGCUCCCCCGCGGGCCAGCUAUCCUGCGCCAUGACAGGGAGGACUAGCACGCCCCUCUCCCCCACGGCCACUGCCAAAAGCCCUGUCAUGAACAUGAACAUGCCGCGGGGGAACUUCCCCCCUGGUAUGGAAAUGCCCCGUGCCCCCUUCCACCAUAAAACGCAGCCCCCUGUGCAUCCUGUACCUCCCCCUCCAUCCAUACCACCAUCCUGUGCCCUGCAGAAAAGGCAACUGAUGUCUGAAAAAGACCCCCUAGGCAUCCUGGACCCCAUCCCCAGCAAGCCUGUCAGCCAGUCCCCGGCCAACGCCCCCAACCCCUCCAACUUCCAGCCUAAUAUCCACUCUCAGGUACCAGUGAUGAAUGUAAACAUACCCCCACCCGCCAUCGUUCCCUUGCCAAGCAACUUACCUUUACCCACAGUGAAGCCUGGGCCUGUGGGGCAUGGCGGCCACGUUCAAAGGACUCAACAGGGCGGUCCGGCUUCCUCCAUGUCCCCCUCCCCCGUCACCUCCCCUGUCCACAUGGUUGGACCCGCCCAUGGGAGGAUGGAGACCUCCCCCCAUCGUUCACGCUCAUCCUCCACCUCCUCUGACCACGGGAACUUUGCAAUGCCCUCAGGGCACCAGGUCCCGUGUGGCACCAUGAAGGUCCCCCCUCGUUCCCCGAGGUCGGCCAUGGGGUCUCCCAGGCCGGCCAUGCCCUCCAGCCCCUCCACCAACAAAACUGACCCGCAUCACCAGUACAAAGACUCCCAGCUGCUGUCCGGGAUGGGAAACUCGAUUGGCGCCCAGCAGCACACCAACCCCAUGUACUCGCCCACCUCUUCCUCCUCCUCCUCGUCAUCCUCUAUGGCCACCCCCAGCGCUUCCCAGAAGGGCCACCCAGGACUCCUGGGGAUGCCCCUCAACCAGAUCCUCAACCAACAGAAUGCUGCUUCCUUCCCCGCCAGCAGUCUCCUGUCAGCGGCAGCCAAAGCACAGCUAGCAAAUCAAAACAAACUCAGCGCUGUUGGCAACAGCACUGCUGGCAUGGCUGGUGGUGGUGUUGGUAUGGCAGGCAUGGGGGCAGGUGGUGGAGGUAACGGAGGGGGCGGCGGGCACCCUGGCUCUAUGAGCAGCUCUCGAGGCAUGGAGGGGCACAGCACUUUAAACCCCAUGCUCCCGCCAAACUCCACCAUGCUGCUUAACACUCCUGAAGGUCAGAGCGGCCGGGCGGCGCUGAGAGACAAGCUGAUGGCGCAGCAGAGAGACCCGCUGCGCAAACGCAAGCAGUCGUCAGGCGGCGCCUCGGUAAACCACGACAACGGCAACAACAUGGUCUACAUGCUGAACAAACCGGGCAUGGGAGGACCCCACAUGCCGGGUCCCAGCGCCACCGAGCAGCUGCGGAAAGUGGGCCGACUCGGAAACCUCCCCCCGAACACCUCCAUGGCCCAGCUCCUCCAGUCCAUGAGCUGCCAGAGCUCCCACAACAUGGCGGGGAGCAGCCAUCGCCCCGGCCUCAGCCCCGGCCCGGGGUCCGGUCCUCAAGGAGCUGCGCAGCUGCACUACAGUGACACCGCAUCCAUGGUCCCCGGAGGCCCCCAGCAGAACCUCCUCACCCAGCAAAGGCUGCGGGGCCCCAGCGACCCCAUGCAGCACUGCCAGAACUUGGACACCUCCGGGGGCCACCUGGGCUCUCGUCCAGGCCAGUUCCCCGACAUGAUGGCCCAGAUGCAGGCCUCGGCCAUGAGUAACUGUGGGCCUAUGGGGCCCGGCGGUGGACUGGUCGGCCCUGACGGCAUGCCGCUGGGACGCCCCAACACUAACCCCCCACCGCUGUCCCAUUCUGGCCCCCACCCCUCACAGCAGAACCUCCUUCAUAGUAUAGGACGGACUAACAUGGUAGUGAUGCCACACGGAGGCGGAGAUGGAAGCAUCUCUGACACAGGAAACCCCUCGUCCCUCGGCUGCAGCAUGGGCGGCCUGCAGCCUCACGUCAACCCCGGCGGAGGUCAGAUGUACCAGCAGCAGGUCCACCAGGGCAUGCAGCAGAGCGUGUCCUCGCACCCGGCCUACCAGGGCCAGCAGCAGUUCUCUGACAACCCGCCGUACACAGACAGCAACGCUAACGCCGGCUCCAUGGCCUGCCUCUACCAGAACUACCAGCAGGGGAUGUUGCCACACCACCAGUUCGGAGAGGGGCAGCAGCCCCAAGGCGAGGGGCUAAGAGCAGGUACGCCUGGCUCCGACAGGGGUCCCGGCAGAGGCCCGGAGUCGGUGGACGCCAUCUACAGAGCCGUGGUGGACGCCGCCAACAAGGGCAUGCACGUUACCAUAACAACCACAGUGAGCGGGACCACACAGGCGAGCCCGGUGCCCGCUCUCAGCGCCAUGAGUGCCUUCACAGCCUCGAUAGGGGAGCCGGUCAACCUCCCCCAAGCGGUCAGCGCCGUCCUGCACGGGCACCCAGAAGUGGAGGUGUUACCGCAGCAACCCAGACCGAGGCAGGCGAGACUGGGACGAGGUCAGAAGAACAUGGAUCCGGGGAAGAGAACGCCGGACGGCCCCGAGGCCAACGACUACUUCCGUUCACCUGGACGCGGGACUCCCAGGGGGCAGUGGGACGGGGAGACGCAGCACGGCGGAGGCUUCGACGCUCACAGCAACAACAGCGCCUGGGGUGGCGAGGAGUUUCUGGAGUGCUCCACGCAGGUGAGGAGUAGUCCCUGCAUGGAGCGGCCCGCCAGCUUAGCCCCCGCCCCUCCCUGCCCCGCCGAGGGCUCCAACGACCACAGCCUGGCUAUGGCUCACGGGAAGGCUUUCCUCGAUGACGGCUAUCGCUUUAACAACUGCAGCCGGACGCCCGCCAACUACAAGGAGCGUCUGGAGCAGACGGUGGAGCGUUGCGCCCACAUUAACGGCGCCACGCCGCACUUCACCACCCGGGGUUACGGAGAAGUCCUCGGCCCCCCGCGGCAGGAGCUAACGGGGGACGACCAGUCGCCCAGCUCCUCCACCAGCCUGGAGGGACCUCUGGCCACAGCCAAAGACUACAGCCACUACAACGGCCACUUCAACGGUAUGGCCCCCAGCCCCUCGGACACAAAGAGCCUGAGCAGCGAGGAGGACCUGCGGCAGCCCGACUCUCCCUCCUCGGAGCUGCUCCACUACCGGUCCAGGCCCUUGGACAGAUGGAACAUGGGCGAGCUGGGAGUCUGGGGCCAGCUGAAGGGCUUCCCACCCUGGCCUGCCAAGCUGGCCGGGGACGAACAAGUGCACAGCGCUGCUAUGCAGCUGCGGGAGCAGGCCAAGGUCGAACCAGAGAAACUAAAAACACUAACUCAUGACUUGGAGGCACUUGACCGAGCCGCCAAAAGAGGCCUGAAACCGGGGAAACUGAAUAAUCACUUGGAAGCUGCUAUCCACGAGGCCAUGAGCGAGCUGGAUAAAAUGUCGGGCACAAGAGAUCGUCAGAUGAAGCUCCCCAAGCCUAAGAGGAGGAAGAUAUCCAGAUAACAUUGAAUGUGUCGGCCCAAGAACGUUUCCUCAAAAGCCUUUUCGGAGACUUCGUUCUGAGCUCUCUAACAGGUGCUACACACAUAUACGGACUUUAAGUGGUACAUCAUCGGAUUGUUCCAUGAUAUCAACGUUGACUUUAAAAAUGACUGACCACCACAGGACGGUGCUGGAUAAAAAACAAACAUCCAAUCACCGAUUACAGUUUUAACUGUAGAAGAAGAAGAAGAAGAUAUAAAAGAGAAAGGAAAAA